AUGACAAAGAUUGAGGAAGGUGCUGAAUACUCCACUGGAAGAGUUGGCUGGGUUUCAGGGUUUGGCCUCAAAGAUGAUGAUGAAAUGCCUAGUAACCUCAGGUAUGUCCGGAUUCCCCUGGUGGACCAGGUGAAGUGCAGAAGCUCUAUUGAUGAGGUGAGGAAGAAGAAGAGAGAAGCCCCUGAUUUGACAGACAGCAUGUUCUGUGCCGGGUUACCAGAGGGUGGAAAGGACAUCUGUGCAGGGGAUGGUGGAGGGCCGUAUGUCCUAAAGUAUGGGGGAGUUUUCUGGGCAGCAGGGAUCGCCAGCUGGGGAAUUGACUGUGGAGAGCCAGGCCAAUAUGGGGUCUAUACCCGCGUAGCUAGCUACGUAGAAUGGAUCAAGAAGACCAUGGAGGAUAAUUGAAAUUAUGGGUGUAUAAAUUAUGCAAGAAAUGUUUGAGUUUGUCGAGGAUAGCAGCAAAUAUAAACAUGUUUUUUAUUGAAUUAAUGCUUUUCUGUAACUGAAGCAUAUUUAAUACAUUUGAAAUCUGUAUUUUUAA
Molecule: messenger RNA, 541 nt
Organism: Coregonus clupeaformis (lake whitefish)
Lineage: Eukaryota; Metazoa; Chordata; Actinopteri; Salmoniformes; Salmonidae
Product: serine protease 30-like
Exons: 3
Coding region: 1-405 (134 amino acids)
Biological process (GO): proteolysis
Molecular function (GO): serine-type endopeptidase activity
Source: RefSeq, a predicted model, not a curated record